Messenger RNA from Brassica napus (rape), 626 nucleotides. RefSeq names its product non-specific lipid transfer protein GPI-anchored 9. The record is from RefSeq and is a predicted model, not a curated record. The transcript has 3 exons. Lineage: Eukaryota; Viridiplantae; Streptophyta; Magnoliopsida; Brassicales; Brassicaceae. The coding region runs from base 72 to 512 and encodes 146 amino acids.
CUCAUUUUCCUCUAUUUAUAACAACACAUGAUAAAUAAACUACACGACAAGAUACACACAUAAAACACAAGAUGGAGAUUUGCAAAUUUCUCACCGUGAUAUUCGUCGCCGUUGUCGUCCUCUACUCCGUCCAGGCAGCAGAACAAGGAGGAGAUCAUCAUUCGAUGGCUUGCAUGCAAAAACUUAUGCCGUGUCAAAACUAUAUACACGCCGUGAAUCCGGCGCCUCCAGCGUCAUGUUGCGGACCAAUGAAAGAGAUCGUGGAGAAAGACUCUAAGUGUCUAUGCACAGUUUUUAACAACCCGGAAUUGCUCAAAUCACUCAACCUCACCAAAGAAAAUGCCCUUGAUCUUCCCAAGGCCUGUGGAGUUAAUCCUGACGUCUCAAUCUGCACCAAAACCGCUUCAUCUCCGCCUAUUGCGUCGCCCACCAGCGGAGGCUCUUCCGUUCAAGCUGUCAGCAUCAUCGGUCUUGCCUUUGCGUUUGCUUUUGUGGCAAGAAUCUUAUACUGAUUAUGUCAUCACUAUAUUUUAUGUCUGUUUUGUUGUAACUUGUCAUCAUUUUAUAUGUUUGUGCCUAAAUAUUUUGUCUGUUUCAUUUAUUUACAUUUUACAUGGUUGAAUCUU